UGCUACGCAUUGUUUAAAUUGAAAUAAGGUUCUACUUUGCGAAAUCAUGGCGACUAACUAUUUUCAAAAUCAAGGUAAUGCCUUGAUAGUUCAUAAAGUUUAUGGAAACGUGUCACCAGUAACGAACAAUGGUCAACACAGCAACCACCAACCACGACAUCCCGAAACGGUACGGAUCAAUGUUCACAAUCCGCAGCAUGAUUUCGUUGGACGUUCGAAUGAAUUGGCCAUUUUGGAUCGAGAAAUAACCAGCCCACGGACACCACGUAUUGCCAUUGUCUGUGGUUUGGGAGGCGUUGGGAAGACUCAACUUAUCAGGAAAUUCAUUGACAAAAAUCAGUCGACAUUCGAGAACAUCAUCUGGAUUGAAUCACAGCAGCGAGUAUCACUGGAGGAUAGCAUUAGGAAAAUAGCGAAAGAAUUGAAUAUGGCAACGGAAUCGGAUGACUUCAAUCGUGUCGUCGAGAAAUUGUUCAACACAUUGUCCAAGACAAGGUCGCUGAUCGUUUUCGACAAUGUCGACGACAGAGAGCACAUACGAUUCGCUUUCACGCUAGCUACAUGUGAGCGGAAAUUGUUUCUGAUCGUAACAUCACGACUGCGCGAAUGGGGCGAUUCCGUUUGUGUUAUUCCGUUGGACGUAUUCACUUUCGAUGACGCUUACGCGUUCGUAUCGAACACCUUGAACGGUGAAAACAAAGACGACAUUGAGACGUUGAUCAAGGAAUUGCAAUAUUUCCCAUUGGCAUUGCGACAAGCUAAGGCCUAUAUCAAUUACGAAAAGAAGGAACUCAAUCCAAUGUUCACAAUUGCUGAUUACCUCAACAUUUACAAUAACUCGAACGCACAACGGCUUCUCAACUUCGAUAUUGAUAAAACGGACCUAAGCUACACGUACGAUAGGACAACAUUUACAACGUGGGAUGUCACUAUUCAAGCGCUAAAACGAUCCGGGACAACUGGAAAAUUGGCUUUGAGGAUUCUGGACGUGAUCGCGUUCUUCAACCCGGACCGAAUUCGCAGAGAUAUUUUCUUCCAUCUAAUGAGAGAUGACGGUGACGCCACCAUGAAAAUCCGAGAAGCUGAACAGAAUGUGAUACUGGCUGUCCGGCUCCUUGUCGAUUAUUCGAUGGUAAACCGGAUCGAUUGUCCGGUGUAUACCGUACAAAUUCACAGAUUAGUCCAGGAGGUACUGAAAAUCAACUUAUAUAAAACCGACGAGGGAACAGAACGGACACUGCGCGUUGGUCUUGGUUUGAUUGCAGAAAUGAUUGACUCGAAUGCUCUGCAUGAAUGCCAUGAGCAUGCCAUUUUAGUGUUUGUAUUUGCGUUAAAGUUUGAAAAUUUGGUGAAAACGUUCAAGACCGUUCCGCAUCAAAUUUUGUUCAGCUUAAAUGAGUGGCGAAAGACCAAUGUCGCUUCGGAUUUUGGUGAAAAAAUCAUAAAACCCUUCACCGAUAUCAUCGGGAUAGACGAUUUGGAUGGCGUUUUGACGAAACACGAUUUUGGUUGUGCGUACAAUGACCUCGGAAAGCAUUCCCAUGCGCUGAAAAUAUUCGAAGAGGUAUAUAGCGCUCAGUAUAGAAUUUAUGGCAAGGACAACGCGCGCACAAUUUUAUCUUUGAAAAAUGUUGCCAGCGCAUAUCAAGACCUUGGAAAGCACAAAGAAGCAAAUGAAAUUUUCCACAAAGUUUACGUUUGGCGGAAGUCAAAUCUGGGAGAAACCAACCCCGAAACGCUCAAAAGCAAACACGGCAUCGCCUUUUCUAAUCGCACGCUGGGAAAAUACGCUGAGGCCCUGCAAAUGUUCCAAGAGCUCUAUGCCGAAAGUAUUGCGAUUUUAGGUGAAUCUGCAAUGGAAACGAUUUUGACCGCACAAAAUAUGGGUUCUCUAUACCUUGAAUUGGGUAGGCAUUCAGAAGCGCUUCAACUCUAUUUGAAGGUGUUGGACAGGGACAAGAACGCAAUGGCAGAGAUGAAGAAUGGCGAUGAAUACGCUUCGAGACAUUUGAAAACUACAUUUUACAUUGCAUGCGCUUACCGCGAAUUGGGACACUACUCCCAAGCGAUCGAAAUGUUUCAGGACGUGCUCGACAAACAAAAAUCGAUUUUUUGUGAAGAUCAUCCUGAAAUAAUUUUAACUGAAGAAAACAUUGCCACUGUGUACCUUCAGUCGGGUGAAACGUCUGAAGCACUGCGGAGAUACGAAGAUGUUUUGAAUAAAAGAAACAAAGUUUAUGAUGAGGAUCAUCAGAUGUGUCUUAUAACUAAGUUUAACAUUGCCGAGACAUUACGUCGUCUGGGCAAAUAUCCUGAAGCGCUGCAAAUAUUGGAAGGCGUUCUGGUCAAACAGAAAAACCUUUUCGAAGGCAUACAUCCACAAAUAAUGAGGACGGCGUUCUACAGAGCUCUUGUUAGUUUUGAACUGGAUAAACGAUCGGAAAUGGUUCAGCCGAUGGAACAAGUGAUUGAUCAAGUAAGGCAUUUUCUUGGCGAAUCACAUGCGGAAUUACUAAAGGCUAGAUUCCACAUAGCAACUUCAAACCGUCAUCUGGGCAAAUAUCCCGAGGCUCUCGGUGAGUUUCUAGACAUUUACGACAAACAGAGGAAUCUUUAUGGCGACGUUCAUCCGGAAACACUAAAAACAAAGUUCAGCAUUGGCUUUACAUACUACAUGAUGGGAAGAUAUGCUGAGGCGUUAGUUGCAUUGCAAGACGUUUUCAUCGAACGUAAAAAACUGUUCGGGGAAAAUAAUCCAGAGACAAUCAGUGCAAAGAGCGCCAUCGCAACAGUACGAUCACGAAAGUAUUCAAAAGAGCUGCAAAUGCUGAUAUUGCUGCUACUUUUACCGGGAUUCAUUGCAUACGGUUUGUUCCUCAUCUAUACCAUGAGGUUACCGGAGAAAUGAUCCAUGAUUUCUCAGGGUCGUCAACAAUUCCGAUUGUAAAUAUACUUGUGGCUAACAAAAACCUAUGUCUUCAAUGUUAAAAUAAAUACACGGGAUUCACUCCCGAUGUGUUGUGUUUUUAGGAAAAAAUAUCCAAUUAGAAUCAGAGGGACGUCACGCAAAGUUUUGGAAAAACAUGUUUAAGGUAAAGCUGAAAGGGCUAAGAUUUGCGGUUGUCACGAGAACGAUUCCCACAAUCUAAUUUACUUCCACUAGAAAUGACGAUUCUAAGUUUGACUCUCUUGCUACGAGAGAGAAAUGUCGGUUGGUCGUAAAUUAUGGUUCUGUGGUGCCAUCUACAUGUAAAACGGAAAACAAUUUAUACGAAUCAAACUUAUGAAAACUUAGUUAAAUUAAACGCACUCAUUUCAUGUUUGAUCAUAUGGCAUUUUGACACUUGUCAAAUGUCUCAGUUGUUUGUGUUCAUGAAGAAGAAUAAUUUAUUUUAACAAUAAAUGUGCUGCCCAAUUAAAUUAGGUUGGGUCAAAUUCAGAAAAGUGUAUAAAAUCCAAUGUUCUUUCAUAAUAAAAUUCAUUCACUAGUUGGAUUCAACUUA
This is a messenger RNA of Bradysia coprophila, 3503 nucleotides long. RefSeq lists its product as uncharacterized. The record is from RefSeq and is a predicted model, not a curated record. Lineage: Eukaryota; Metazoa; Arthropoda; Insecta; Diptera; Sciaridae. Gene Ontology annotation, molecular function: protein binding.